AUGGAGACGGCCAACCUGUAUUCUUUGUACGUCGGUGACCUUGAUGCCACCGUGACUGAAGCGCAACUCACUGACUUUUUCUCUGGCAUAAAUGGAUUUGUUUUUGCUGUACUUUGUAAGGACAAUAACACCGGACAAUCUCUACGUCACGGUUUCGUAGACUUUGCUGACCUGGAAUCUGCAAGGGUAGCCAUGGCUACAAGGAACAAUACACUUAUGAAUGGUAAAGCCAUUCGAGUGAUGUGGAGACAUGAUGAGUACAAAACAAAUGAGGAUGCAAAUCUUUUUGUCAAGAACUUGGACUCCUCAAUCGACAACAUGAAGCUUCAAGCUAUUUUUGCAAAAUAUGGAAAUAUUUUGUCUUGUAAAGUUCAAGUGUUUGGCAAUGGAAACAGCAAAGGGUACGGCUAUGUUCAGUUUGAAACACCAGAAUCUGCCAAAAAAGCUAUUGAAGAACUUAAUGGUCACGAUAUCGAAGGAAAGAAAAUCUAUGUUGAUCAUUUCAAGAAAAAGGAGGACAGAAUUCAAUCUGAUGUCGGAUAUACAAAUCUGUACGUGAAGAAUUUGAAGCAGAGCGUGACGGAAGAAACUUUGCAGGAAAAGUUUUCAGUGUUUGGAAACAUUACCAGCUUGGUUAUUUCAAGAGACUCCAAUGGAGUUUCAAAAGGGUUUGGCUUUGUAAACUUUGAGAGGGCAGAGGAUGCCAAAAAGGCUGAGGAGUCUAUGAAUGGAGCACAACUUGAGUCAAAAGUGUUAUAUGUAGCAAAGGCACUGAAGAAACAAGAGCGGCAACAUAUGCUUCAGCGUCAGCUUCAGGGAAUGUCACAGGCGGAGCAAAUUCAACAAAACAAGGGUUUCAAUGUAUAUGUAAAACAUAUAAAUGAUGACGUUGAUGAAGACCAACUGAAAGAAUUUUUUAACAUAUGUGGAAUGGUCAAAUCCGUUAAGAUUAUGCGAAAUGAUAAUGGAAUAAGUCGGGGUUUUGGUUUUGUAUGCUUUUCCAAACCCGAAGAAGCUGAGCGAGCUAUCAGAAUCCUCAACGGUAAGUAUGCAGGUGCAGCUUAUUAA
Messenger RNA from Theobroma cacao (cacao), 1068 nucleotides. Its product is annotated as polyadenylate-binding protein 7-like. Lineage: Eukaryota; Viridiplantae; Streptophyta; Magnoliopsida; Malvales; Malvaceae. Gene Ontology annotation, molecular function: RNA binding. The record is from RefSeq and is a predicted model, not a curated record.